UACUGAGAUAAACUAAUAACCUUUAAGAUGAUUCUUCUCUGAGGGAAUCGAAGGCAAGGUGAUCAGUAUAUAGAAGUUGAUCAGCUGUUCAAGACGUGAAGUGUUAGCAGCGCGUUCAUUCCUCAAUCCUCUAUCGCCUUUUCUCGGAGAAUUCAACCAUCUGCUUGAAGCCAGUUCAGUUCAGUUCACUUUGUUCACAGUAUUCACAGUAUUCGUUUCUUGCUCGAGUCGUUAUACAGGUGCUGCAGCAGCAGAGUAAGGAUGUCAGGGUGCGGUAACAGUGUCUGCUCAUGUGGCUCAAACUGCCAGUGCGGCAGCAACUGCAGCUGCGGGAAGAGGAUGAUGGAUGUCAAAGACAUCCUUAAUAUGCAGAGCUUUGAGCACGGCAGUGACGGAAUCAGCUACAAUUCCAGGUGUUUAUAGAUUCAUGCCGCGGUUGAGGAGGCGAAACAACGUACCAGUGCACGAGUUUUGAGCCAGAUGAUGGAACCUCACUUCAGUACGUAGCCGAGUACCAUCAAAUUACAUCUUUUCACUAUCCUCCUAUUACAUCCCACAGACAUGAAACUCUGGUUUCGUCCGGAAUAUUGAGGCUUGGAAUGUUGUAACCAUGGUCGGAAUAGGAUAGGUCACCAUAAGUCAAGUAUAUGUGGACUCCAGUCUCUGAUUUGGUCUAGUUCAGCCGGUUUAUUGCCUUACGUUGCUAUUUCAGAAUAAAGACACUUUUUGUAAUUACUUCUCUCC
Messenger RNA from Marchantia polymorpha subsp. ruderalis, 744 nucleotides. The record is from the annotation of a GenBank genome assembly. NCBI's taxonomy places the organism in Eukaryota, Viridiplantae, Streptophyta, Marchantiopsida, Marchantiales, Marchantiaceae.